AUGAAGUUCACAACCACCACGAUCCUAACCACCGCUAUACUAGCAGGCAGCUCUCUCGCAGCCCCUCGCAGCGGCCUGGUUGACCGCUUGCAGACCCGUGGUGCUCUGUCACGCCAGUCACUACCUGCCGAAAAGAAGGGUGUAUUACUGAGGGAAGGAACCGAGGGAGUCAAUGUUCAAUACAGCAAGAACUGGGCUGGGGUGGUGCGCGAGAAGCCACCCGCCAGUGCUACCUACACCGCUGUGUCUGCAACUUUCACCGUCCCCGAGCCAACGGCCACCGAUGGCUCUGGGGAUAUGCAGGCUGUGUCCGCCUGGGUCGGUAUUGAUGGGGACACUUACACCAAGGCCAUUCUACAGACUGGCAUUGAUGCCUACAUCCAGAAUGGCAAGAAGACAUUUGACGCCUGGUACGAGUGGUAUCCAUUAAGUGCGGAGAACUUUGACCUUGCAUUAUCCGCAGGCGACGUUAUCGUUGCGAAGGUCGAGACAGAUUCGCCCAGCAAGGGUGUCGCUAUCAUCGAGAAUAAGUCAAGCGGCCAGAGUGUUACCAAGACUCUGUCUGCACCUUCAACCUCCGCCACUCUCGCUGGCCAGAAUGCCGAAUGGAUAGUCGAGGACUUCAACACUGGUAGCAGCAUGGUUCCAUUGGUCAACUUCGGCAGAAUCGAUUUUACCGGCGCCCAAGCUGAGGCUGGCGGUACGAAGUAUGGUGUCAAAAAUACUGCUGUUUUGGAUAUCCAGCAGAAUGGCAACGUGAAGGCCCACGUGGAAGUCCGAAGUGACACUGAGUUCUCUGUUACCUACCGGUGA
Messenger RNA from Penicillium roqueforti, 813 nucleotides. RefSeq names its product A4/G1 family peptidase. Gene Ontology annotation, molecular function: glutamic-type endopeptidase activity. The record is from RefSeq and is a predicted model, not a curated record. The transcript has a single exon. NCBI's taxonomy places the organism in Eukaryota, Fungi, Ascomycota, Eurotiomycetes, Eurotiales, Aspergillaceae. Gene Ontology annotation, biological process: proteolysis. The coding region runs from base 1 to 813 and encodes 270 amino acids.